Messenger RNA from Oryzias latipes (Japanese medaka), 3464 nucleotides. Lineage: Eukaryota; Metazoa; Chordata; Actinopteri; Beloniformes; Adrianichthyidae. The record is from RefSeq and is a predicted model, not a curated record.
ACAAAGGGAGGGAGUCUUCCUUACAAACAGGUGUAACGUUCCUGUCGAAAGGCUGUCAUGCGCUUCAGGGGAGGGUCAAGACAACAGACAGGUUAGGAAACCUCCCUCUGUUAUCUUUGCAGGGUCCACCUUAAAAGGAAACAUGCACAAAGAAUUGGCAUUUCUCAUUCAGACUUUACCAAGCAACUGAAAAGACAUGAAGAAGUACGGCUGGAGUAGCUUUACUGAUCUGAUUUUGAAAAAUUCUGCUGCUGAGGAACAGGAUGCACACGUGGAUCCUGGGGAUGAGAAUCCAGAGCGCGGGAACUGGGCCAACAAGAGCGACUACAUUCUGUCAAUGAUCGGCUAUGCUGUUGGUUUGGGAAAUAUUUGGAGGUUUCCAUAUUUGGCCUACAAGAAUGGAGGGGGCGCCUUUCUAAUCCCCUACUUCACCAUGCUGGUGGUGGUUGGAAUUCCUCUGUUUUUCCUGGAAAGUGCGCUUGGUCAGUUCUGCAGCCAGGGGCCAAUCAAUGCGUGGAAAGCGGUGCCAAUCCUGCAGGGAGUUGGAAUUGCAGCAGUUGUGGUGACUCUUGUAGUGUCCAUUUACUACAAUGUCAUCAUCUGCUACAGCCUGUACUACAUGUUUGCCUCCAUGCAGUCUCCUCUGCCGUGGUCAGACUGCUUUAGCUGGGCAGACAGCAGCUGCAGCAACAUCAGUGCAGUGUUUUGCAAUGAAAGCAGUGUUUUGACAGCCAACUUGACUCAGGGAAACAACACCUGUGCUUCAUCCAACAUGUCAGUUUUGGUGCAGAGCCCGAGUGAGCAAUACUGGGAUCGUGUGGCUCUGCAGCGCUCCAGCAGUCUGGAUGAAACUGGACCUGUAGUUUGGCACUUGGCUCUCUGCCUGUUGCUGAGCUCGCUGUUGGUCGCAGCAGCACUCAUCAGAGGCAUCAAGUCAUCAGGAAAGGUUGUGUAUUUCACAGCAACAUUUCCUUAUGUGGUGAUUUUGAUCCUGCUGGUCAGAGGUCUGACACUAGAGGGCGCUAGAGAUGGGAUCGAGUUCUACAUUGGCUCCCAGUCCAAUCUGACAAAGCUGACUGAAGCAGAGGUGUGGAAAGAUGCUGCAACUCAGACCUUUUAUUCUCUUUCUAUUGGCUGGGGCGGACUCGUGACUCUUUCUUCAUAUAACAACUUUCAAAACAACGUGUUCAAAGACACGUUUGCUGUAACUCUUACUAAUGCUGGUACCAGCGUGCUCGCCGGCUUUGCUAUAUUUUCAAUACUGGGACACAUGGCUCACGUAUACAACAUACCUGUGGAAAACGUCGUAAAACAAGGAUUUGGUCUAGCCUUUAUUGCCUAUCCAGAUGCUCUUUCUAAGCUUCCCAUUUCUCCACUCUGGUCCAUUUUGUUCUUCGUCAUGCUUUUGACUGUUGGCCUGGACAGUCAGUUUGCAGGAAUAGAGGUUCUAACCACCUGUCUGGUUGAUGCGUUCCCAAGAUACUUCAAAUCCAAACGGGCCAUAGUGACAGUAGCUACAUGUUCCAUAUUAUAUCUGCUGGGCCUGCCAUGUGUCACCAGGGCAGGAAUAUACUGGGUGACUCUCAUUGAUCAGUUUGUUGCCACCUGGGUCUUGUUGUUUUUGGUCCUUUUGGAGAUAAUUGGUGUCGCCUUCAUAUAUGGGGGAAACCGUUUCAUUAAAGACAUUGAGAUGAUGCUUGGAAAAAAGUCGUUUGCUUUCUGGCUGUGGUGGAGAGCAUGCUGGUUCUGUAUCAGCCCGUGCAUCAUAUUGGUGAUCUUGGGAUGGUCAAUUGCAACAUUUUCUCCUCCUACCUAUGGAGAGGUGCAGUACCCAGGCUGGGGGUUAGCUCUGGGUUGGGCUAUGGUUGCCUUUGUAGUCAUCUGGAUCCCUUUUGUAGCUGUUUACAAUCUGACAAAGGCCAGAGGAAGCCCCUGGGAGGUGUGUAUACGUAGAAUCAAUCAGUACUCCAGAAAAUCCUUCAAAGUGAUGAUUUUUCUUCACACUCUUCAUUUUCAACAGCGUCUCAAGUCACUGUGUUCUCCAUCUGAGGAGUGGCAUCCCUACCUGGACAUCCAUCGAGGAGAACGCUACUCAGAGGAACGCUGUCAGAACAACAAGGAUUAUAGAAACCAUCAGGAGGUAGACGUCAAUGUCAUCUCCAGCUCAUGGCUGUGAUGUGUAUGUUAGCAUCUUCAGUUAUUUUUUUCCAUUUUGAAUUCAAAUUCUUCUUUUUGCAAACGCAACAGUUUGUGAGCUUUCAUUGGGACAGAGGGACCAUGUGCACACAGUAAACUGUAAAACAUUAAGAAUGUUAAAUGGCCUUUUCAAAAGAUGAUUUCUAACCGUGAACCAAUCCCUUUGAUAGUGUUUAACUCUUGAGCCGAACCAGCAGUUCAGGUGUGACCAAGGGGAGGAUCCGUGUUUACUUGAAUUAUACUAAUAUAAAUUUUUACACAUUUAGGUUUACUUUUUGAGUUUUUCGAAAAAAAAAAAGAAUAGUACACAAACCUAUAAAUUAAACAGUUAUAUUUAUAUCUUAAAUAAUAGAAAAAUAACGAUGAAGUGCACAUCAACUUCACUCUUGUGGUGUAAACUCUUUUUAAAGGGUUUUGUAUUUAUUUCAUUAAUCUACAGUAAUAUCCGUGCACCACUUUAAUUUGGAUGUUUUAUUUGUUUAUUAUUUUUUUCUGUGUUUAAGUUUAUUUCAAUAAAUUAAUGUUUUUUAUGUAGCUUAUUUGGAGGCCCUUGUCCACUCUGCUCGUUUUGCUUGGAAUAUGCUGCAGAAUUACUAGAAACAAACUGAACUGGUAUCUUUAAAUGUUUUCAAAACUUUAAGAGACUGCAACAAUAAUGUCCAACUGCUUCUCAUGAUUUGUAUGAUUUUAAUGAUGCUUGUUUAUAUCUAUUUUUUGUAUUUAAAUGUCUCUUGGCCAGGACUCCCUUGAGAAAAAGGUUUUUAAUCUCAAUGCGACUUUCCUGGUUAUAUUAAAAUUAAAAAAAUAAAAAGUAAUGGCACUGAUUGUCUCAGUUAGUGCUGGAAGUGUUUCGGAAUAAAAAAUAAAUUAAUUUCAGCUUCUAUGUUAAGUCUUUUUAUCUCUGUUUUGAUUUUUCUUUAAACAAGACUUACCCCAAUUUUCUACAAAUUUUCUGACUGCAAUAUUUAGAAAAAAUGGUCUGUAGGUCUGCAUUUGAGUUUUCAGCUUUUCUCACUGACUGAACUCCCCUCAUCAUGGUGAAAUCCUCUCAUUUUAAUUUAGCAAGUACUUUCCAGAGAACGUUUUGAACCUGUGAUGUCAGAGAAUGACAGACUGUAAAUGCAAGCAGCGUAGAGGUAGUGGUUGGGACACCAUUUACCCCCAGGAAUUCAAAAAUCCUGUCUCCUUGUAACUUUGAUGAAUUAAUAGAGUUAGAAUAUGUCAUUGUUAAUGAUCAUGAAUUUAAAAAUGUGGUAAAGAAGCAAAAA